GCGGCGUCGGGGUCCGAGAGGCGCGAGCGGAGACCUCCGGGGCGAGUGUGAGGAGGGGUCCCGGGGUCCCGGGUAGCUCCGGGCCGGGGCCCCGCUGCGGAACGGACCAUGCUACGUUCUACCGGCUUCUUCCGCUCCAUCGACUGCCCGUACUGGGCGGGAGCCCCCGGGGGGCCCUGCCGGCGGCCCUACUGCCACUUCCGGCACCGCGGAGCUCGGGGCCCCGGCGCGCCCUGUGGCGGCGGUGCGGCGUCGCCCGCAGCAGGGCUUGGCUAUGACCCAUACAACCCGGAGCUGCCUCAGCCUCCUGCGGAGAGAGAGAAUGGCACGCUGGGCCAAGGUGAUGGCAUGCUGGAGCUGGAGCUGGUCAACCAAGCCAUCGAGGCUGUGCGUGGUGAGGUGGAGCUGGAGCAGAGGCGUUACCAGGAGCUCCUGGAGACGGCACGGGGGCACGGUGCCGGGGCUUCAGCCCUGGCGCCCUGCAGCCCUGCCACGAGCCUGGAUGAUGACGAUACCUUCUCGCUGGCCCUCACUUAUACACCAGGGGGCCUCUUGAGCCCAGACUCAGGCUACCAGCCCACCCCACUGGCUGCCCCUGCUGAACCAGGUCACAAGUACUCAUUGGCCCCUUCAGAGAGGGGUCAGGGCAGAGUUGGAGGGGGCACCAGUGCCCUGGAGUAUGUCCCCAAGGCUGUGGGCCAGCCGCGCCGCUGUGGCCGACCGGUGUCUGGUGGCAAGUACGUGGUGGACAGCUCAAAGCCAUCAACAGAUCUGGAGUACGACCCACUGUCCAACUACUCAGCUCGGCACCUUGGCAGGGCCAGUGCCAGGGAUGAGAGGGCCACCAAGCGGCCGCGAGGCUCCCGGGGUGCUGAGCCCUACACACCUGCCAUCAAGAAGCCCUGUGACCCCUUCGGCGGCUGUGAGGCCAGGUUCUCAGACUCAGAAGAUGAGGUGGCUAGCCCGGCGAAGGCUGAUGUCAGCAGCCCCAAGGCUGGGGCUGAACCUGAAAGCAAGGCGCCUGGGAAACCUGCUUCCAAGGAGGGCCCGGAGCCCGUGGAGGGCGGCCUGCGGGGCACCAAGGAGAUGGCUGUGCAGUAUGACGUGGAAGACCUCGGGCAGCCCCCGAAAGCAGCAGACACAGUGGCCAGGGCCCCUCACGAUGCUGGGGUCCCCAAGGAUGGCAAAGCCAAGAGGAAGGAAAGUGGGGCACCAGCCGGCCUCAGCCACAAGGACAAGGCCCGCAAAAGAGACAAGAAGAAGGACAAGGACCCGGGACGGCCCCGGGAGAAGGAGAAGACGUCUGCAGACAAGAGGAGGACACAAGCUGGCAAGGCCCAGGGCUCCGAAGGGACCAAGAAAAAGCCAUCCAGCACCACUACGGUGGCCAGCUCAGGGAAAGGGGGACCAGGCCGCUCCUCCAGUGGAGGGCCGCGGCCCCAAGACUCUGGGUCUGGCCCCCACGCACCACUGGCCUGGAAAGGCGGCAGUGAUAGGAAGACACCAUCAGGGAAGUUGGUGGAACGCAAGGCCCGCUCCCUGGACGAGGGGGCCCCCCAGGAAGCCCCUAAGCUCAAAAAGCGGGCCCUGAGCCAUGCUGAAUUAUUUGGGGAUGAGAGCGAGGAGGAGGACUCAGGCUUGGGGGCCAGGGCACCCCGGGUCUGGCCCCCCACCCUUCCCAGCCUCAGCUCAGACUCAGAAUCAGACUCCGACUCCAGCCUGGGCCUGGGUGAGACACAGGUGCCCAAGCGUCUCAAGGCCGAGCCACCCGCAUCCCCCGCACCGCCCUCCCCACCCUCCUCCUCCUCCUCCUCCUCCUCCUCCUCCUCCGGAGCCAGCCAGUGUGCAGAGGAGGAUGUGGACUACUCGGCCCUGGAGAAGGAGGUGGACUUCGAUGCGGACCCCAUGGAGGAGUGCCUGCGGAUCUUCAAUGAGUCUACCAGUGUGAAGACGGAGGACAAGGGCCGGCUGGCCCGGCAGCCCCCCAAAGAGAAGGCCGUGGAGAAGGCGCACGCAGGCCUGACCACUCUGUUCCCGGGGCAGAAGAGAAGGGUCUCCCACCUCUGCAAGCCAGGCAAGGAGGCGGAGGCCCCAAGGAGGGCCCCCGUGGCCCCCCCAGCCCGGCCCCCGACUGCUCAGGAGGUGUGCUACCGGAGGGCGCAGCAGGCGCAGAGAGACUCGGCCAGCUGGUUACAGGUGGCCCCGAGGCCAACCGACAGGCUCUCCUCCGUGCAUAUCUCUGCCCCUGGGGAGAAGAGGAGGAUUGCUCACGUACCCAACCCCCUCCUGGCCACCACCCCCACAGGUGCCAAGAGGGCGCUCCCUGCCAGCAGCAGCCAGGUGUCCCACGGUCCUGAACCUGGCAGCCAGCCACUGAAGACACGCACGUUGUCAGGGAUGGCAUCAAAGACCACCACCACUGUCACCCCCAAGCGCAUCGCCCACAGCCCAUCACUCCAGAGUCUAAAGAAGCCCGUUAUCCCGAAAGAAUUUGGCGGCAAGGUCCCCACUGUGGUGCGCCAGCGCUAUCUCAACCUCUUCAUCGAGGAGUGCCUCAAGUUCUGCCCGUCCAACCAGGAGGCCAUUGAGAAGGCACUGAACGAGGAGAAGGUGGCGUAUGAGCGCAGCCCCAGCAAGAACAUCUACCUGAACGUGGCUGUGAACACCCUGAAGAAGCUGAGGGGCCUGGUCCCCAACACCGUGCCCAGCCUCAGCAAAGCCAGUGGCCGCAGAGUCGUGUCCCACGAGGUGGUGCUGGGAGGCAGAUUGGCAGCCAAAACCAGCUUCUCACUGAGCCGCCCCAGCAGCCCACGGGUGGAGGAGCUGAAAGGGAACGCCUUGUACAGCCGUCUCAGGGAGUACCUGCUCACUCAGGAGCAGCUCAAGGAGAAUGGCUACCCCUUCCCCCACCCAGAGCGCCCAGGGGGCGCCGUCAUCUUCACAGCUGAGGAGAAGAAGCCCAAGGACCCCUCCUGCAGAAUCUGUUGUCGCUGUGGCACCGAGUACCUUGUGUCCUCCUCGGGCCGCUGUGUGCGCAGUGAGGAGUGCUACUACCACUGGGGACGGCUGCGGCGGAACCGGGUGGCCGGGGGCUGGGAGACCCAGUAUAUGUGCUGCUCGGCUGCAGUUGGUGCCGUGGGCUGUCAGGUUGCCAAGCAACACGUGCAGGAUGGCCGGAAGGAGAACCUGGAGGGCUUUGUGCGCACCUUCCAGAAGGAGCUGCCCGAAGAUUCCCACGCAGGGGUCUUUGCCCUAGACUGUGAGAUGUCCUACACUACGUACGGCCUGGAGCUGACCCGCGUCACAGUCGUGGACACAGACAUGCAGGUCGUGUACGACACCUUUGUCAAGCCCGACAACGAAGUUGUCGACUACAACACCAGGUUCUCGGGGGUGACAGAGGCUGACCUCGUGGACACAAGCAUCACCCUGCGGGACGUGCAGGCCGUCUUGCUGAGCAUGUUCAGCGCUGACACCAUCCUCAUAGGACAUAGCCUGGAGAGUGACCUGCUGGCCCUCAAGGUUAUCCACGGCACGGUGGUGGACACCUCAGUGCUGUUCCCGCACCGCCUGGGCCUGCCCUACAAGCGCUCCCUGCGGAACCUCAUGGCCGACUACCUCAGACAGAUCAUCCAAGACAAUGUGGAUGGGCACAGCUCCAGUGAGGAUGCCAGCGCCUGCAUGCACCUUGUCAUCUGGAAGAUCCGAGAAGACGCCAAGACCAAGCGAUGACUCCCCACCCACCGCCGCCGCCACCAUGCCACGCCCCUUCCCUACAUCCCUGACGGCCCUUAGCCCCGAUGCCCUCAGCCCCGAUGCCCUCGGCCUCUUUUCAAACUGUAAUAAAACAUGACAGCUGA
Peromyscus eremicus (cactus mouse) is the source of this 3860-nucleotide messenger RNA. RefSeq names its product RNA exonuclease 1 homolog (gene Rexo1). The record is from RefSeq and is a predicted model, not a curated record. Bases 109 to 3732 code for a protein of 1207 amino acids. The transcript is spliced from 16 exons. NCBI's taxonomy places the organism in Eukaryota, Metazoa, Chordata, Mammalia, Rodentia, Cricetidae. Gene Ontology annotation, cellular component: nucleus. Gene Ontology annotation, molecular function: nucleic acid binding; exonuclease activity.